UGAUUGGUAGUUCUCCUUCAACCGGUGGUCAUUCGAGUACCAAGCCGUCCGCGAUGAGUGUUUGCGCCGAUACGCAUUACCAAGUGAGACAGUGGCUCGAUGAAGCACUCCAACAGGAAAAUUUUAAGGACUUGGAAGUGGACAUUAGAGGCACGUCGGAAAAAGGCGAUGGCUACCUCGGCGAUAUCAUCUUCGCUCACGUUUUGGCCACUAGAUCCAACGACCAAACGGAAGAGUUUAAUUUCGUGGUCAAAAUCGGCAAGGACGGCAAAGAGUUGCGGGCGAAAUUCCCAGUGCGAAUGACGUUCGAGCGUGAGACUUUCAUGUACAGUACUGUGAUUCCUGCAUUCCAGAAAUUUUUACUCGCCAGAGGUUGCAAACCCUUAAAUUACGUGGCUAAAUGUUUCGGAAAUUUAAUGCUUGAAGAUAGGGAGGUAAUAAUAUUUCAAAAUUUAAAGAAAUUGGGAUACGAGCUUCAUGAUAGGAAAACCGCUUUCAAUCUCAAUCACUUGACCCGAACCUUGGAGGCGUAUGGUCGGUUUCACGCGCUGUCGUUUGCCAUGAGGGACCAGGAUCCCAAACAGUACGAGAAACUGUCUGGAAGCAUGGAAUGCGUAUGGACAGCAUUCCACAAAUCGGAAGAUGGGAGAGCUCUCCUUCGAAAUUCCAAAGACCCGCUGGUGAAGAUAUUAGUGGAACAUAAUGAGACGGGGCUUUUGGAAAAAUACAAUCGUCUAAUGAAGGACGGAAUCAACAACGUCUGGCAAAACGCGCUUGAUGCCUCAGAAGAAUAUUCUGUUAUCUGUCACGGUGACUGCUGGAACAACAAUUUCAUGUUUACAUAUGAGGCUGAAGAUACACUAAAGCAAGAUCCUUUGAAGGUGGCGAUGUUGGAUUUUCAAAUGGCGAGAGUGGCAAGCCCGGUAUUCGAUCUCUCUUACCACAUCUACAUGGUGUCGUCGGAGGAACUACUUAAAGACUUUCCGAAAAUAUUGAAGAUUUAUCACGACUCCCUGAGCAACGAAAUUAGGCAAUUGGGCAGCGAUCCUGAUAAGCUGUUUCCGUUUUCCACGCUUCUGGAUCAAUGGAGGAAGCACUGCGUAUUCGGUUUGAUUAUCAGUGGAAACGUUCUACCUCUUACCUUUACUGAGAAAGAAGAUACGAUCAGUGUCGAAGAUAUGGGUGAAAACACUAUAGCCGAUUCCGUCAACCGAAUUAAAGGACCAGUUAGGGCGAAUUUGGAAAAAAGGAUUAUAGCGUUUUUUAAGAAUGCUUUGGAUUUUUUAGUUUAGGUUUAGGCUUUUGUUUAUUAGGUAAUGUAAAAUAAUUAUUGCAUCAAUAAUUUCGUAUAAAGAAUUUGAAAUUCUUAUUUUUCAGUUAAUUGGAAAAUAAGGGGCAAUACAUGUAUAUAAUAAUAUAUAUUAGUGUAACUAAACAUUAAUGGAACUUACAGGUAAACCGAAUGCAAGUGAUUAUAUGUAUAGCACCUUCUCAGGAAAAUGCUUCAAAUUGUGACGGAAACUAAAAUUACAGUUUUAGCAGCUAUUAGAAAUAAGUACAUCUGUGACUGCUACAAGCAAGUGAAAACUUAGACCAGAUAUAUAAGAAAAUUAUUAACAUAAAAUAAGAAGGAUUUUAAAAAUUAUGUAAUGCUAACAUGACAGCAGAUAAUUUGUAUAUAAGCUUAUAAGCAUAUAAUUUUCCAAAUGUUUAGUGGUGAUCCUAGGAUCCAAAACCGCCAACUUAUGAUUAGAAAUCCUGAUUAGAUUUUUUUUUCAGAAUUCGUCAGCGAAUGAUGUAAUUUGUAAAUUAGGUUCUUUAUAUUAAUUAAAAAUGGAGCGUUAUUUAUUAUUUCAGUAU
Messenger RNA from Cylas formicarius (sweet potato weevil), 1860 nucleotides. RefSeq lists its product as uncharacterized. The transcript is spliced from 2 exons. Bases 54 to 1292 code for a protein of 412 amino acids. Lineage: Eukaryota; Metazoa; Arthropoda; Insecta; Coleoptera; Brentidae. The record is from RefSeq and is a predicted model, not a curated record.